Brachypodium distachyon (stiff brome) is the source of this 5524-nucleotide messenger RNA. Its product is annotated as putative 1-phosphatidylinositol-3-phosphate 5-kinase FAB1C. The record is from RefSeq and is a predicted model, not a curated record. Gene Ontology annotation, molecular function: ATP binding; 1-phosphatidylinositol-3-phosphate 5-kinase activity. Bases 427 to 5238 code for a protein of 1603 amino acids. NCBI's taxonomy places the organism in Eukaryota, Viridiplantae, Streptophyta, Magnoliopsida, Poales, Poaceae. Gene Ontology annotation, cellular component: endosome membrane. Gene Ontology annotation, biological process: phosphatidylinositol phosphate biosynthetic process. The transcript has 11 exons.
UCCGUACUACUCUAUAUCUGCCUCCAUUCCCCUCGCACGCAAAAGCUUUCCCCCAUGGGCACCUCCCUCGCCUUUCCCUCAUCCUCCUCUACCUGGCCUGAACUCCAGUCGCACUUCGAUUCCGCCGCCGACGCCUACCGCCUGCAGCAGCAGCUUGACUGGAGAGCCUCUAGCCAUGCUACUGACUUCUUGCGCCCCACAUGUCCGACGGAACGCCUUGGAUGCGGAGACGCCAAGAAACGCUAGGAUUAGUCGCUCUGCGGGGUCCCUUUUAGUUCCCCUCUAACGAUUUGUAGCUCUUGGUUUGGCGUGCUUAUAUUUCUGUGAUUUGUGGGUGUUUUAAUUUUGUGCAAAGUCUGCAGAGAAAUCAGGAAGUGCUAGGUUUGGGUCUCCUCGGCAGUUGGUUUUUGUGGUUUUGCUGCUUUUAUGGGAGUGCCUGUCGCGCAGAAGUCGGAUUAUUGGAUUACCGGCCUAGCGAUGACUGACUGCGGCGGCAGCGAACGCUGCGACCUCGGCGUCCGGCCUAUUAACGGCGGCCGAGGUGGCGCCAUGGAGCAGCGUGGUGACGGGUUCGAUGGGCCUCCGGUGUCCCCACCGGAGCGCGUUCCGACACCGUCUACAUCGAGGUCCGCCGGGCGGCGGAGUUUCUCCUCACCCGGUCCUCUCCGAUGCUCAACGCCAAGGAGUAUCAAUUAUGAAGAUGGUGAAGACUCAGACCGGUAUUUCUCUCCGCAGAGUGAGUUUUCUCAAGAUACUUCCGACACGGAUUCCGUGAGCACUAUUGGUAGGCUGUACACAUUCAGGUUGGGGACUUCAAGCCCAGUAUAUAGUCCUAUGAAACGAAUGGGACUAGGAGAUACAAGUCCUCCCUCUGGGAGAAGUGGUCAUUCCAGCCAAAAUUCUCCUAUGUGCGCUUUGAAUUCUGGCCAUGGCUAUGAUGAUGUUGAUUAUUCUAGCUUUGUGAAUUCACCCAAUUGCGAUGAUGAACAGCAUGACAAUGUCUUGCAUCCAAUUGAUUUUGAGAGUAAUGGACUCAUAUGGUAUCCUCCACCGCCUCAGGAUGAGGGUGAUGACUUCGAAAACAGUUUCUUUGAAUAUGACGAUGACGACGAUGACAAUGAAAUUAGUGACGGGAAGACCUUUGGACAUGUUAACCAUGACACUGGGGUUGGUGAUGAUUUACUAGGGAUAAAAGGAAAACAGAAUAUAGCUCAUAAAGAGUUCUUAAGGAAUGCUUUACAUGGGCAUUUCAGGGCUCUUGUGUCCCAGUUGCUUCAAGGUCAUGGAGUUGAUCUCGUGGAUGGGUGGUCGGACAUAGUAUCCUCAUUAGCAUGGCAGGCAGCUACCUUCGUCAGGCCAGACACAAGGAAAGGUGGUAGCAUGGAUCCCACCGACUAUGUCAAAGUCAAAUGUGUAGCAUCAGGGAAUGCCACUGAUAGUACUUUCAUUAAAGGCGUCGUUUGUUCUAAGAAUGUAAAACAUAAGCGAAUGGUGUCAAAGCAUGAGAACCCCAGAUUGCUUCUUUUGGGAGGAGCACUGGAACACCAAAAGGUUACAAACAAACUAGCAUCGAUAAACAGCAUUCUUGAACAGGAAAAGGAGUAUCUCAAGAAUGCUGUUGCAAAGAUAGAGGCCCAAAGACCUCAUGUCUUACUUGUUGAAAAAAGUGUGCCUAUGUAUGCUCAACAGCUUCUUGCAAAAGAUAUCUCUUUAGUACUGAAUGUCAAGAGAUCACUUCUAGAAAGGAUAUCACGCUGCACCGGUGCUCAAAUUGCUUCAUCCAUUGACAAUGUCACUUCAGCGAGACUUGGACAAUGCCAAGCUUUCUGGAUUGAAAGAGUCACAGAAUCUUCAGCUCCAAAGGACCCAAGCAGAAAAUCUGCCAGGACUUUGAUGUUUUUUGAUGGUUGUCCACGACGCUUAGGCUGCACGAUCCUUCUAAGAGGCACAUCUUAUGAAGAGUUAAGGAAGGUCAAACUUGCUCUGCAGUUUGCUGUAUUUGCAGCGUAUCAACUAUCACUUGAGACCUCAUAUCUUGCUGAUGAGGGUGCAACACUACCAAAGAUUCCUUUGGAUCUUCCAGCUCUUCCACUUGAAAAGCAUAUGAAUGGUGGGAAUAUUUCCGUAAGUAACUGUCCCCCAAAUUUAAAUGAUCCUCAAACUAUUGGUUACAGAACUUCAGACAAUGGGUGCAUCAUGCCUGUCAAUUUUCUUGAUGGCUCUUCAAAUUUGUUAUCUACCGAUCAGUCUCUUUUGAGAAACUUUAAUCAGGAGGAGUACAGUGGUGGAACUGGAACCAAUGGUUGUGUACCACCUCUUGGCAUAACUGUCGAAACAUCCAAAAGUCCACUCACCUUUGCCAGCAAAGGGACACCAACAGAAAAUCUUGAUAAUGUUCAUAAAGAUGAGAUGGUUGGUGGAAUUUGUAGUGUUGAAAGUGACUUGGACAAUGGCUGGCAUCAUAUAUCAGAUGAAGAACGUUUAGGAGUAGCCAUGCAUAGAAAUGAGAACACUACUGAGUAUUUCCCAACAUCUGAGAAUGCACAGAGUAUUCUUGUUUCCUUGUCAAUCGCAUGCCCUCUUAGAGGAAUCGUAUGCAAGCAAUCUCAGCUCUUCCGCAUAAAAUUUUAUGGUAACUUUGAUAAACCACUUGGAAGAUAUUUUUGUGAAGACUUAUUUAAUCAGACUUCAUGCUGUGAGUCAUGCAAAGAGCCUGCAGAAUCUCAUGUUCAAUGUUAUACUCAUCAACAAGGCAGCCUUACAAUCAGUGUUAGGAAUCUUGCAUCUGUAAAGCUACCUGGGCGAAAUGAUGGGAAGAUAUGGAUGUGGCACAGGUGCCUCCGGUGCAAAUCAAAAGAUGGAAUCCCUCCACCAACACAAAGAGUAGUGAUGUCUGAUGCGGCAAGUGGACUUUCUUUUGGGAAAUUUCUGGAACUUAGCUUUUCAAAUCACACAACAGCCAAUCGAGUUGCCUGUUGCGGACACUCCCUUCAGAGGGACUGUCUUCGUUUUUAUGGGUUUGGAAGCAUGGUUGCAGUCUUCCGUUAUUCUCCUGUAGACAUCCUGUCUGUCAACUUGCCACCCUCAGUGUUGGACUUUGCUUAUCCAAUAGCUCAAGAUUGGCUCAUCGAGGAGGCUAGUGAUGUAGCCAAUAGGAAGGAGAACUUUUACAGGGCGAUUUCUGAUAAACUUGACUGCAUUGAAAAGACAGUUACAGUCCAAGAUGUGAGCACAAACACAGGCUUAUAUAAACAUGUUGUUGAUCUUAAGGAUUUGAUUAAAGUUGAGCGGAAGAAGUAUGAUGUUUUGUCAGGGUUUCUUAACAUAGAGAGCUUGCAAACAGUUGAGCAAGUUAUAGAUGUUCUAGAGCUUAACCACCUGAGGCGAGAGCUUGUACUCGAUUCGCAUAUUUGGGAUCGCCGACUGCACAUGAUGCACUCACUCACCAAGGAAAACUGUCAUACUGCGUCAACUGAUGCACAUUGUCCUAAAAAACUUCCCGAAAGCUUGUUAGAAGAAUCAAACGAUGAGAUCUCCAGUAAACAGGAGAAUAUGGAGAAUUCACUGGAAUAUACUCAGUCAAGUUCAUCCAUCACAGAUGCUGGGAAGUCAUUGCUCGGAGGAGAACAGGGUGACACAACUGUGCCACUUUUAGGGUUAAAAACCAACAUAGAUGAAGUACACCACCAGUCUGCUGAUACAUAUGUUGAUUCCACUAGUCUGCACUUUGUCUCGGGACCAUGUGAAAUACAGAGUGAUGUGGCGGCGGUUGAUGAAGUUAAGCUUGAGAGCACAUUGGAGAAGCCACAGUCUUCGGCAUCCAAUCUUUCUGAUAGAAUCGACUUGGCAUGGAGUGGCUCUAGCGUGGAGGUACUUCCAGUCGUACCUGCUGCUCCAAUGGAUGGUCCCUCAUACCAGAAUGUUGUGGCUCCAAUUAGAAUUAAAUCAUUUGAUUCUGGAAUUAAUAUCAGAAAUAGGUUAUCGCCUGUUGAUGGUUUAAAUGUAAGCAUAAGAAGAGCUUAUUCUCAAAGGCCUCCAAGGGCGUUUGAGAGAACAGGCAGGGGUUUAACCCCGACAUGCACAACUAAGCUGUUACUUCCUGGUGUGAUGGAUGGCGAGGGCCGUUUGCUUCUAUCUCAAUGUACUUCCAGCGUUGUUGUUCCAAUUUAUGAUGAUGAGCCUUCCAGCAUGAUAGCACAUGCCAUGACCGUUCCGGAAUAUCACAACUUUGUGUUACCACUGCUGAAUUUGCAUAAUGAAUCGGACAAAUUUAGUGUUUCUAACUCUGUGGACCAGGAUUCCACUUCUAGGCGCUUGUCAGGUUCUGACCAACCUCAACCUAGAACUCAAAUUGAUUCCAAGGAUAGUCAUUUGACAGUUACUUUUGAGGAUGAAGAUUCAUGUUCUGUGGAUAGGGCAAAAUUUUCUGUAACAUGUUAUUUUGCAAAGCAGUUUGAUGCAAUCAGAAGGAAGUGCUGUCCUGAUGAACUGGACUACAUCCGUUCUUUGAGUCGCUGCAAGAGAUGGAGUGCUCAAGGUGGCAAGAGUAAUGUAUACUUCGCCAAGACCCUGGAUGACAGAUUUAUCAUAAAGCAAGUGACCCGGACGGAAUUAGAUUCAUUUGAGGACUAUGCAGCUGAGUACUUCAAAUAUUUAACAGAAUCUUUAUCUUCUGGAAGCCCGAUUUGCCUUGCUAAAGUCCUUGGUCUUUACCAGGUUGUUGCCAAGAACAUGAAAGAUGGAAAGGAACUGAAGAUGGAAUUAAUGGUCAUGGAAAAUAUAUUUUUCAACAGGAAGGUAUCGAGAAUAUAUGAUCUGAAAGGAUCCUUGCGUUCCCGUUACAACCCUGAUACAUCAGGAAACAACAAGGUUCUUUUAGAUCUCAAUCUAUUAGAGACACUUCAUACAAAGCCUAUUUUUCUCGGAAGCAAAGCAAAAAGAAGGCUGGAACGAUCUGUCUGGAAUGAUACUUCUUUUCUGGCAUCGGUGGAUGUGAUGGACUACUCCCUCUUAGUUGGCAUUGACGAAGAAAGGAAAGAGCUGGUGAUGGGAAUCAUUGAUUAUCUUCGGCAGUACACGUGGGACAAACAGCUAGAGACUUGGGUGAAGGCAUCAGGAAUUCUUGGGGGCUCCAAAGACGUGCUCCCCACAAUCAUAUCUCCAGAUCAGUACAAGAAGAGGUUCAGGAAGGCCAUGUCAAAGUACUUCCUAACGGUCCCUGACCAAUGGUCACCCUGAAUCACUUGAUGCUUUCCAGUUUUUAUAAACCACUUGAUGCUAUUAUUACCAUUCAAGUGGAAAAUUGGGUGACACGAACUGACAGUUUGUUGUCUUUUUUUUUCUUUUUUUCUGAAAGGUUGUCCGUUGUGCUAGGACACUCGAUCUGUGCCUUCUGUAUGUUAUUUUUUAAUGCAACAGGUAGGAUCGGGAUCUAUGGUCAUGAUUCUCUGUCCGGGCAGAGCCUAUAGGAUCAAGACGUGUAUGCAUAAAGACAUUAAUUCUCAAAGCGUUCUAUUUUGCGAUC